This is a messenger RNA of Penicillium chermesinum, 942 nucleotides long. It is a transcript of the gene ksrA, whose product is annotated as 3-dehydrosphinganine reductase. The transcript is spliced from 4 exons. The record is from RefSeq and is a predicted model, not a curated record. NCBI's taxonomy places the organism in Eukaryota, Fungi, Ascomycota, Eurotiomycetes, Eurotiales, Aspergillaceae. The coding region runs from base 1 to 942 and encodes 313 amino acids. Gene Ontology annotation, biological process: sphingolipid biosynthetic process. Gene Ontology annotation, molecular function: 3-dehydrosphinganine reductase activity. Gene Ontology annotation, cellular component: endoplasmic reticulum membrane.
AUGUUCGGGCUCAACCGCGAGAAUGAGUUCCCUGUGGAGGGCCGUACCGCUAUCAUCACUGGCGGCUCGGAUGGCAUGGGUCGUGCCGUUGCUGGUCAGCUUGCCGGAAAGGGAGCUCAUGUUGUGGUGGUUGCUCGCACCGCUGCCAAGUUAGAAGCAACUGUGGAAGAACUGAAGUCGAAGGCGCUGAGCUCGCUCAAGCAGCGUUUCCUCUAUAUCCGUGCUGAUCUUACGGAUGCCACCGAGUGUGAACGAGUUGUUGCUGAAGUCACUGCCUGGAAUGACGGUGCCGCUCCAGACAUUGUUUGGUGCUGUGCUGGCUUCUGCCACCCAGGGUUCUUCACUGAGGUGCCAAUCCAAGUCCAGCGUCAGCAAAUGGAUACCGUCUACUGGACUGCCGCUAACAUGGCUCACGCUACUCUGCGAAAUUGGCUUGCCCCAGUGUCUCCCAGCGUUCAAAUGCGGACCAGUCGCCGACACCUUAUUUUCACCUGUUCAACUCUUGCUUUUGUUCCCAUCGCCGGCUACGGCCCUUAUUCGCCCGCCAAAGCUGCCAUUCGCUCCUUACACCGCAAUACUGCCCCUGCUGCCGAUGUCAAGAUCCACACUGUCUUCCCUAUGGGUAUCCUGAGUCCAGGAUUCGAUAACGAGCAGAAGAUCAAGCCAGAGUUGACCAAGAUGCUUGAGGAAUCUGACAAGCCUCAGACACCUGAGGAAGUUGCUCAGAUUGCCAUCAGCGCACUGGAACGUGGCGAGUAUUUGAUCACCACUAUGCUCAUCGGGAACAUUAUGAAAGGCACCGCUCUUGGCCCUAGCCCGCGCAAUAGCAUUAUCGGCGAUACGUUCCUCAGCUGGCUCAGUAACCUUGUGUUUCUCCAAGUCAUUCCCGAUCUUCGCAACAAGGCGUUCAACUGGGGAAAGACCAAUGGCCUUCCCCAGUAG